AUUAGAUAUAGUUUUUCUUUGUUCGAAAUUUGUUCUGGAGGGAGAAGGAAGGAAAGAAUCAAAGGUGUGCCGAUAUCAACAGCGAGGACUUCCAUUAUCAAGCCGUUUAUGUCUACGCCAAAGAGCCAUCUUUGCAAUUUCGGAGAGGUCUGAGCGCGGUAUAAAAAUCGCGAUGGACCGAUAGCGGUACGCUUAACAUAUCAAUUACGCGAACGAUCGAACAAGCAAUCGAUCGUUUAAUCGCACCAGAUUCGUGACCAGCACCAGAUUAGCUAUGAUUUCUGGAAACAUUCGGCGGAGACGAUCUCCGCUCCUCGUGGCCUUCGCCCUGUUACCUCUGGCCGCGCUGAUGCGCUGUUCCGAUGUGGCAUCGUGCCCGAAUUGUAUUCAUUCGCCAGGCGAAACGCGCGAACCACCUGCGGGAUCGGCGGCGGCAGACGCGAUACGACUAGAAGCAAUUAAAUACAGAAUACUUUCGAAAUUGGGCCUGAAGCAGAAGCCGGAUGUCAGCAGGGCGCUUCCGAGGGACGUCGUGUUGAAGACACUUUACCGCGCGGAAGAGAUGUUUUCAGGUAUGCAUCAUCAUCACAAUCCUUCGUCGCCGAAACCACCUCCACAGCCUCCAGUCGAAAAACCGACCACCACCGACCGAGAGGAAGAAGACGCCGGCGAAGGACAAGAAGAUGAUUUCUAUGGACGAACGCGCGAAAUAAUAACAUUUGCCGAACAAGGUACGUAUGGCGAAUAA
Molecule: messenger RNA, 748 nt
Organism: Ctenocephalides felis (cat flea)
Lineage: Eukaryota; Metazoa; Arthropoda; Insecta; Siphonaptera; Pulicidae
Exons: 3
Coding region: 275-748 (157 amino acids)
Source: RefSeq, a predicted model, not a curated record